GCCUACGAGUACGUACUGGUUCCGUUAGGGAAAAAUGGAUACCAGUUCCGUCGUGUCGUUUUCAAAAUCGACAGACAUGUGUUCACAUGGGAUGACAGGCACAAAAAAAUAUCUUUUGAGAGAUUCUCAACGUCGGCGACGGGUGGGAAUCAACAAUAACGCGAGUGAGCUGUCACGUUGUCGAAGAAUCUUGCUAGUGAAUAACGCCAUUACCAGAAGAAGGAAACCGUAUUUCUUGCCAGUGAAAAACGCCAUUACCAGAAGAAGGAAACCGUGAAGAAGGAAAGCGUAUUGACAUUGACUUUCAAUCAAAACAGAGCAAAGAAGAUGGAUUUUCGUUCUCAGCUUUCCGCCUUUCAGAAGAAGUCUUCGGAUAGUUCCAGUAACAGAGGAAACGGUGGCGACAAUGGCCAUGGCAAUAGCAAUUACAGUAGCAACCGAGGRGACCGUGGGGGGCGAGGCAACUACGGUGGUAACAGCAGCUUCUAUGGCGGUAGAGGRAACAGUCGCUAUGAUUACCCCAAUCGUGGGCGUGACGAUGAUAGGUACGGAGGAGACAGGCGACGUCACCGACCCGCCGAAUGGAGCCAGGAUUCGAACUACCGCCACGGUCCAUCUACAAACCGCCGACGCUUUCAUCCUCCGCAGCACGGGUACGGAUCAUCGGGCCACGGGCACGGCUACGGUCACGGUCACGGGCCACCACCCAGCCACGACGGCUUGGACGAACUGCGCAAMCUCGGCUAUCGAAUCCCCCGGGGCUUUCCACGGGCUCCCACGGCCGAGGAAAAAGCCAAGAAGUCGAAACAUGUGGCCCUGCUGGUCAUUUGCAUUGACGACCUACCCUUUGAAGAAAUAUGGAAGGGGUGGAUGGAGACGUUGUCGUCGUCGCUCGACGAAUCGGUAGACGAYUUUUUCGUCUCGGUGCUUUGCCAUGCCAAAUUCCCCAAAAAGGUCACCAGCGAAUGGAUGCGCCAGCGCCUUCUGACCUUCGGUCCGAAACAGGGCAGAGGGAACUCGUUCAUGGAUCCGGUCUAUCUGACGAGAGAACCGGAAUGGGGAUCGGUGGAGAUCACGCGUGCCAUGCUGGAUCUCUUGCAAAACGGGCUCAAGAUCGGAAACRACGCCGUGCCCAAAUGCGAGGACAAGAGGUUUUGCCCGAGCCGCUUCCUGGCUCGGUCCCCUCCCUCCUUCGAUGGCUCUUCCAUUCCGCCGGUGGACCAGUUUUUGUAUGUUUCGGAAAGCUGCAUGCCCGUGGUCACGGCCCCGGAAUUCUUUAAAAAGAUUUCUGAUUCGACCGUGUCGUGGGUGAAUGCACGCCAUCGCACGGAAGAAGAUACGCCCAAAAACAAGUACGAGGACGACCAAUUCGCGGGGAUCAAUCGAAGGAUUCCCGGUCAGUAUCGCUGGAAGGGUGAUCAGUGGGUGUUGCUGUCCCGAAAGCACGCCUCGUCCAUCAUCGGUAUGGACCGACCAUUCAAACCGGCCAAGCACCAGCUCUGGCAAUCCUUCCGUCACAUCAAUGCCAGCGAUGAGAUGUUUUUCCCAACGGCCUUGGCACUCUUGGGCGASUUGCGGUACACCAAGGAUGGGAAUGAUACUCAGAAGGGUCGMUUGAGAGACGAGGAGUCGUCGUCGWCACAGACCGGAGAAGGUGGCUUGUCUGCCGCAUCGUCACCAAAGAACGCAGUGGGUCAGACCCARUCGCAUUCAGAAGCAAAUCCUUCUGCGGAGWCGUCCCCACCAAUGAAAAACCAGCAAAUAGUCUUGACGCCGGUGACCUWCACCGACUGGACCGAGGGCAUGAAAAACCCAGCACUGUUCAGCAAGGGUGCAACGGAUUUGAAACGGGUGGGAAAGCUAGCGAGAGACAGGGGAUGCCUAGUGGCACGCAAAUUCGCCACCCACGUAAGCAUUCCYGGUAUUCCGUUAGASGAGCAAAAAAUCACAGGAGYCAUAUCCMUCGAGGAAUGGGCAACCGUCAUCAAAGAAAUCCAAAGCUGCGAGAAAGAAAGUGCGUCGGAGCAAGAGGACAAGCCUGCUGUUGUUGCAYCACCAGCAGAGGUCAAUCAGGCAGCAAAARCUACGGAAGACGAUGAUGCGGAGGAURUUGAUGCUAAUAAUAGCGACGGUGAUGGYAUCGCUGAGUCGACACCUGUAGAAUCUGGCAAUGCCGUUGACAAAGAGGAAGAAGAUGAUGACGACAACGACGAAGGAGAAACUCAACUGGAGUAGUGAAGGAAUCUAGUUACGCAUUCCCAUAWAUCGCAGGAUGAUGUGCUUUUCAAAAGGUCGAUGAUUUAUUGAAGUUAAUUUAUUUAAAGUAUGAAUACAUACUCGUUCWUCGCAAUAAUUAUUUAUCGCAACA
Messenger RNA from Pseudo-nitzschia multistriata, 2368 nucleotides. The record is from the annotation of a GenBank genome assembly. Lineage: Eukaryota; Bacillariophyta; Bacillariophyceae; Bacillariales; Bacillariaceae.